AUGGCUUCUAUCACUCUCAGUAUCGAGACCAGCAAGCUUUUCAUCGGUUCAUACCAACGUGUCCAAAUUGACUUCGGUGAUUCAGGCCUGUCACUCGACCUGAUUACCUUCUUUAUCAAAUCCAGUCCACCAGGCUCCGGCGGCUCCAUCUCCUUCACUAAAGAUGACCUCUCCAAACCAAACGAAGUAAUGCUUCUAGUCGGCUAUCAGGCUGGACAGCAUGCUCUCCAAGUCCUUGACUCAGCUGGCACGACUGUUCUCGCCCAGCUUGACUACGAAAUCAUAUCCUUCUGGCCAGAGAAGGAUGUGCGUCCACCUCAUUGGGUUGUAGGACAGCUCCAAGACUUCGUUACGUGA
Molecule: messenger RNA, 357 nt
Organism: Cadophora gregata
Lineage: Eukaryota; Fungi; Ascomycota; Leotiomycetes; Helotiales; Ploettnerulaceae
Exons: 1
Coding region: 1-357 (118 amino acids)
Source: RefSeq, a predicted model, not a curated record